Messenger RNA from Diorhabda carinulata, 1913 nucleotides. Its product is annotated as methionine aminopeptidase 1D, mitochondrial. Gene Ontology annotation, biological process: proteolysis. The transcript has 5 exons. The record is from RefSeq and is a predicted model, not a curated record. The coding region runs from base 73 to 996 and encodes 307 amino acids. Lineage: Eukaryota; Metazoa; Arthropoda; Insecta; Coleoptera; Chrysomelidae. Gene Ontology annotation, molecular function: metalloaminopeptidase activity.
UUUGAAAUGUUAUAUUUAUGUAAAAAUGUGAGGUUAUAUUUCCUUCUAUAUAAUUUAUUUAAAUAAACGAAAAUGAAUUGUUCUCGAUAUACAAUUAGCCAUAGAAAUUUCUUUUGGAAACGAAAAAAAUCUAAUUUCGGUAGAUAUAACAUUGUAAUGCCGGGAACUGUAUCUCCGAGAUUAACCGUACCAGAUCAUAUUAAAAAACCUAAUUAUUUUGCAUCUGGUAUACCCGAUAAAACAAACCUACCGCUUGAACCAGAAUUAAAAAAUUCUCUUCAAUUAUUAGGAAUGAGAGAUUCCUGUAAAUUAGCAGCAAGUAUUUUGAAUAAAGUAGAAAAAAUCAUCAAGGUUGGUUUGAAAACUGAUGAAAUUGAUCAAUUUGUAUUCAAUUCUUGUAUUGAAAACGAUUCUUAUCCUUCACCAUUAAAUUAUAACCAUUUCCCCAAGUCAGUUUGUACAUCUGUGAAUAACGUAGCUUGUCAUGGUAUUCCAGAUGAUAGACCUCUAGAAGACGGAGAUAUUAUUAAUGUUGAUGUUACAGUGUUUUAUAAAGGUUACCACGGAGAUUGUUCAAAGACGUUUUUAGUCGGUAACGUUGAUAACGAAGGACAGCAACUCGUAGAAGCUACAGAAGCCUGUUUAAAUGAGGCUAUUAAUAUAUGCAAACCCGGAGUUUAUUUUCGUGAUAUCGGAUUUUGUAUUGAAGAAACAGCUCAAAACUUUGGAUUUCAAGUUAUACCUUCAUUCAUAGGGCACGGAAUUGGUUAUUAUUUUCAUGGUCCACCAGAUAUUUAUCAUAUUAGAAAUAAUUAUCCUGGUAAAAUGGAACCGGGUAUGACUUUUACAAUUGAACCUAUUUUGACACAAGGUGAUGAAUUAAUAGAGAUUUUAGAUGACAAUUGGACUGCUGUUACUGUAGAUAAUGCUCGAACUGCUCAAUUUGAGCACACUGUUGCUAUCACAGAAAAUGGAGUUGAUAUUUUAACACUAUGACAUGAAAAGUGGUCUAGUUUUGAUUACAAACAAUCCGGAGAGUAUCUAAUAAUGUAUUGUUAUUAAUUGUAAGUACGAAUGUAGUUAUUUCAAUAUCAUACUAAUUAUUACAGUAUAACCUGUCCAACAUUAUAUUGUUGUACUAUAAAAUAUAUGAUUUGUACAGCUCAUAAUUAUUUUUGCAUGUGUGUAAAUUAUUUCAUGAAGUUUGUUAAAAGGUGUAAAAAUUCAAUUCAAAAUAAAAUAUUUAAUUAAAGCCAUGACAAGUGAAAAGGAAACAAAAACCCAAGGAAAUUUAUACUCUUACAAAGUGGAACCAAUCUUCCAUGUUAUAGGGGGGAUUACUAUAUAUGAAAUAACUUGUGUACUUUUUAUUUAAUGAAAUAAUUUGUUUUAUAACAAUUUUAGGUUCAAUAUUAUAACUAUUAGGGUCAAAAUUUGGAAAUAUAAUUUUUUUUAGUUGUUUUAGUUUGAUAUUGAAGAAUCCUCGAAUAAAAAUUAAUUUUUCCAUUUUUAAGACAUGAAGGGUAUCAAUCAAGCCAAUAAAUAAACGAAACCAAGGCUAUCGAAGGACUAGAAAAAGAGAAAUUAAUAAAUGAAUCAAUUAGUGUAUAGAAUGAUAUAAUGAACGAUAGUAAUUAUUUGGAAAGCGACUAAACAAUUAAAAAUUAUGAUGGGAGCUGGACAAGAAAAAAUACAAAAAGUAAAAAGAUUAAAAGGUUAAAAUUAUAGUGCAGAUACCAUAUUGUUAAGCUUUUUUAUUUCCAAAACGCACUACAUCUCAAUUUUGUCCCAAAAUAUACCAAAAUUAAAUAUUUUUCAAAUAUGAUUGUUGAAUUUUUUCUGGUAGUAUCUUUUGUUUCAUUUUCGGUGAGUGGUAAUCAAUGGGAAAUAAAUAAAACUUUCCGGAUACAUAA